CUACGACACCCGAGGCUCAUUCUCUUGUCGGGAUGACACUACACGUUUCUACUUUAAUACAAAAGCUUCUUUUAUAAUUAACAGUAGAACUAAUUUCGGUAGAUUGCGAUAAUUUGAAAAGUUUGUGAAUUGAUGGAUAAAAUUUGUAUGUGAAGGCUUGAAAAUUCGGAGUAUUUUUAGAUUGAAAACUUCUGAAUUGUUAAAUUUAUAUUAUAUAUGUGCAUAUAUGUGUAGUCACUUGGAGGAAGAGGUUAUAAAGAGUGCGUCGCAAUUUUCAAUAUAAAUCGAUACGAUGGCAGAGAAACUGUCGCCAUGUUUGAGUGGGAUUCAAAAAGUCGCAGGAAGUAAAUUGAGUGAUAAGUUAAGUACACUGAACCGCAUCGCGAUAAAAAUAGUUGACUCAGAAAAUCAAAAUGAAGCGAUGCAAUUGGCUGUUGAUUCGUCGGAAUUACCGGAGGUUUUGAAACCUCUGGUACAAGUGGAGGUCGCGCGAUUAUCAGAACAAUUUGAGGGAAUUUGCGAGGCUUUGAAAUCCGAUGACUCUGUAGUGUUUGAUCGAGCGCUCAGGGCCAAGUGGUUUUUCAAUGGCAGCCAUGAAAAUUGUAGGGUUCAGUUCUACAAGGCACAGAUUUUUCCGGUCGUAUCUCUGCAUAGUCGACUCAAAAUUAUCAAAGCGUUGGCUAAUAAUUUAACCGCGAAUCCUAUUAUCGCUGAGGAAUUUUAUACUGCGCUGACUUUGAUGUACGGAGAGAAACAAGCUCACCCACUACUGAUGGCUUGCAGUGAAUCAUUUAUCAGGGAUCGCAUCGAGAAGCAUAAGCUACAGCUUAAUAAUAGAUUAGUACGAAAUUUAUUCUAUAAAUAUCCAGGACUCAUAGUCAAAUAUCUGAAGUUGCCCAGAAAAAGUGAUGAUAAAUACGAACGAAAUUCGCAACUCAUCUAUCUACGUUUUUUAAGAGAGUUUCUUCCACGGUUGGUUAAAAAAUGUCCAGAUGCUUUUGUAGAGCUCGUUGAAAUGCACCAUCAUGGUUUCUUCAUAGGAUUAAGUCACACUCGUACUGAGUUAUUUUUGAAAAGCUCUAUAGAUUCAUUCAUGAAAAAACCUAAAUUUUAUUUGCAGAUUUUGGAUCUAAAAACAGUUACAAAAAGUCUGACUGACAGCCAAUUUAGAAGUGUUAUCAAGCAACUAUUUCCUCCCAGAUUUGAAUGCUUUCAAUUCGAUUCAUUGGAGAAGUAUCUGUCCUAUCUACCAAAGGAAAAAGUAUUACCUUUAGUGAAUUCGAUUUUUCAAGAGGUUUACAAAAUCAACUUUCUAUACUGCAAUCACAAAAUAACACCCACGGCAAUGCAGUUUCUUUCGCAGGACGAACGCACCAGACAGGCGAGAAUGAAACUGAAGACAGAACCAACUGAUUACUUCAACUAUUCCACGAGAUCGUGGGUUUGCUAUUUUCCUUGCGAUGAAUCAGUUUCGUUGCUUAAAGAUAUUAUCAAGAGAACACCAAAUGGCGCCCAAAGAUGCGAAUUACUUAAGCAAUUAAUUUUCACCUGCGUUAUUAAUUCCGAUAAUAAUGCGUUACUCGGAGUACUCAAGUAUAUCUUGACGAAUCACAAAAACGAGGGUCGAUUUACACUGGUAAAUGUUUUACAGAUAUUGUCGCAAGAAUUUGACCUAAAAACUCUAACGCGUGAACACUGGGAUGUAAUUGACAGCUUGUUGAAAUUGGUGUAUGCUCAAAAUGGAAUCGACUCCAACUUUAUUACUAUAUUUAACUUGAUAACAGGUAAAAUUGGCAUCGAUUUAGCGAAUAACUGUUCGAUAACGGAUAAAAUACGCAUGCUUGCUGAAUCCAACGUCACCUAUGGGGCUAACGCGUGUAAUAUUUUGAAAGACAAUUUGGCGUACAACAGAAAAUGCCUAGAGGAAUUGAUCAGAGUCUUUCCAUCUGUAAAUAAAAGAAGAAAAAAAUCUAUAACUAUUGAUCUGAUAGGUAAUGUCCUAAGUUCGAUUUACGACUUCAACAAACGUAAUUCGGAAGCCAAAUCACCUCUAGAAAUGAUGUCGAUCAAAAAUUAUCCCUGGCUUUAUAAUUCUGUUAAGAUGUUUAUUAAGAACGAAGAUCAGAAUAAAAAGGAUGUGAAAAGACUUAAAGAAUUAUUAAGAGACGGAGAAACCGAAAUUUUUGAUGCAUUGGUUACCGCAGAUGAGAGAAUUGAUGUACAGUCACCGAAAGUGUUGAAGUUAUUGAAGAAUCAUCCAGAAAAAAUACUGAAAGACUGGGAAUUGUACCUGGAAAAAUGUAUGGAGAACAUUAGGAACCCUUGGGCCCGAAAAUUUUUGAAAUUGUGUCGCUGGUAUCAGAAAUUGCCGAUAAAGUUUGCUGAUAAAAGUUUGAACGAAGUUGUAGAGAAUAAACGAGAAGGAGGAUUGAUUGUUCUGGGACUACUGUUCGAAGGACCAGCAUUGGAGCAGGUCGUAAAUGUUUUUGUACCAACGUCAACGACAAUCGAUUCCGAUGAAGAAGAUGCUGCAGAUGACUGUAAAAUGUCCUUUACUACUCCAAAGGCAUUUAAUGCCAUCAAUCCACCGGUGUCUUUAGAUUUUAUUUUGGACGUCUGUGAAAGGUGUUCUAAUCACGUGAUAAUCAGUUCUCUUGUGGAUGUAAGCCGACGAACUGCGUUACCUAAAGUCAUUUCGUUUGCACAGACGCUGAUGGACCGACCGGUUUCUAUAAAAAAACUCGGAAUUCGGCUCUUUUGUAUGGUCGCGGAUGUCAAAAAAUUACGCGGUCUCCUAAUCAAGUUGUGGAAAUCCGAAACGGAUCGGACGAUUCGUGCGUUUAUAUUUAAAAAUGUGUUUGAAUUUUUUAAAUCAAUUCCCAAUGACGAUACCUGGGGAAUGAUUUGCGAAUGUUUCGACGGUCUUAAACCGGAAGAUGAAGAUAUGUUUGAAUCUCUUAUGAAUUUGAAAUCUAUUCCUAAUGAAUACAUCACGGAUUAUGUCCACAUAUUAUUUAGCCUCUUUCGUAGACUCGGCGAUGAGGAAAACGGUUUGAAGCCAGAUGUCGUUUGGUCUCAUACCGAAAAGCUUCUUAAUGUUGAUAAGAACAUAUUAGUUCUAUAUUCUGAUGAAUUACACAAUGCGAUCAUUGACAAGUAUGUUCUUGAUUUGUCACUACCACAAAAAAUACAGUCUGCAGGCCAUAUGUAUCUAAUUAAUUACAUUAGAACAGCGGGAGAAAAGUUAGAAGACAGAUUGAAACGUUUCAAAAAUGUAUUUAUCAAAAUUGUUAGAGAAAAUUGGAAUAAUCCUCAUCCUACUAUAAGUUCAUUCUAUCCAGCAAAAUAUUUCGUGAAAAAUUUAACAGAAUAUUUAAUAAAUUCUGUUAAUAAAUCACACGAGCCAAGUCGAGUACGAUUAAUCGAAGUUGCUUUCGAGUCAUUCAAUUCCACUUUGAGACCCCAGCAAAACCCCCAUUUCUACAUGAACAUUUCGUUUGCUUCUGUACUGUCGGCAAAUAAAUUUACCCCAAAAGGAGUUGCCUGGAAAGUAAGCGGACUAUUACCCGGGUUAAUUAAUAUUUUUUCCGCGGAAUUAAUGCCAACUAUCGCUUCAUUUUUAUUUGAUUACCUCAUGUCAUACUUCUCAGACGAAGGUACUGAUUGUCUGUUGGAUGUAGUCGAAUGUUUGAUCGGAUUAAAUAAUGAUCCGGCUACGAUUCUUGCAGCCCAUCUUUUGUCCCUUCAAAAAUAUGGUACCUAUAGACCCCGGUUUAUAAGAAUUGUUAAUUUUCUUACAGAACAUAACAAUCCCGUGGUGAUGGCAAUUGCCUCCAUUAUAAUGUACAAGCUUUUGUAAAAUGAAAAAAAAAAAAAAAAAAAAAAUCGUCUGAUUAUUAAUGAAAAUAUUUUCAUAAUUAAUUUUUUUUUUUGAAAAUAUGUCAUUAAACUUUUUGUAUGUUACUCUGAAUCUUAUACUUUAUAAAUAAAAAUAUAUAUGUAA
Molecule: messenger RNA, 4003 nt
Organism: Microplitis mediator
Lineage: Eukaryota; Metazoa; Arthropoda; Insecta; Hymenoptera; Braconidae
Exons: 2
Coding region: 293-3859 (1188 amino acids)
Source: RefSeq, a predicted model, not a curated record